Epinephelus lanceolatus (giant grouper) is the source of this 6138-nucleotide messenger RNA. RefSeq names its product ST8 alpha-N-acetyl-neuraminide alpha-2,8-sialyltransferase 2 (gene st8sia2). Gene Ontology annotation, biological process: N-glycan processing; oligosaccharide metabolic process. Gene Ontology annotation, molecular function: alpha-N-acetylneuraminate alpha-2,8-sialyltransferase activity. The record is from RefSeq and is a predicted model, not a curated record. NCBI's taxonomy places the organism in Eukaryota, Metazoa, Chordata, Actinopteri, Perciformes, Serranidae.
GAGUCCACUUGUCUCCUGCACCUGCCUGCCUGACUCCACACUGCAGUCUUACACCUUCCUCUUUAGUGUGCCAACUAACACCUGGAGAGUGAAAUCAAACCGGCUGGUGUUAAAGAUGGAGCUGUUGGCCGCUGCGCCUUUAAGACUGCAUGUGGUAUACAUCUCGCUGCUCCCAUGGCAGGCUCUGUAGGUGCACGCUUUCAAAGUUUGACUGGGGAAUAGGGGGGGUAACAGUGGAGACGGCAGCAGCAUCGCCCCGCCGGGAAACAGACACCAGGAAAUUAUCAUCUGAGGAGAGACGGGUUUGGAAAAAGGACCGCAGCUCGCCUGGGAGUGUCCGACUCCGGCGAUAAGAACAAUGGGAGAGGUGGCUGAGCGGAUUUUCGAUUUCUAAAUGGGAAACACAAGAAGGUUAAUGUAACACAGUGUUUGCUGGAAGGAGGGACUCCCGGCUGCAGCCUGCCCCCCUCAGCCAUGCCGCUCGUAUUCCGCACGCUGUUGUUCGGCUUUGUAACGCUGCUGGUUGUGAUUUUGAUAAUUGAUGAUAUUGCAGAAGUGGAGGAAGAAACUGCAAAUGCUGGACAUUCAAAGAAGAUGAACUUGCACCAGCUCAUCCCUAAACCACAAAGAAAGGCUGCAGCACACGUGGAUCCAACGGCUCUGUCGAGAUUGAAGGAUGUAAAUCACCUCAGUCCGAGCUACAAUAACACCACAAGGCUCUCGUCAAACGGCUGGACCUUCAACAAGACCCUCUCCAACCUCAUCAGAAAGAAUAUUCUGAGAUUUCUCGAUCCGGAGAGAGACAUCUCGAUUCUGAAGGGCACGCUGAAACCAGGAGACAUCAUCCACUAUGUGUUUGAUCGCCACAGCACCACAAACAUCUCAGAGAAUCUCUACCGUCUUUUGCCAACUGUGUCCCCCAUGAAGAACCAACAUCACAGGCGCUGCGCCAUUGUGGGAAACUCUGGGAUCCUACUGAACAGCAGCUGUGGACCUGACAUCGACUCGCACGACUUUGUUAUCAGGUGUAACCUGGCACCUGUGGAGGAGUACUCUCAGGACGUGGGGUGGCGGACCAACUUGGUAACCAUGAACCCUUCAGUGGUGCAGCGGGCCUUCCAGGACCUGGUCAGCGAAGAGUGGAGGGAUCGCUUCCUGCAGCGGCUUCAAAGCCUCAGCGGCAGCGUGCUGUGGAUCCCGGCCUUCAUGGCCAAGGGGGGAGAGGAGCGCGUGGAGUGGGCCCUUCGUCUCAUCCUGCUGCACACCGUGGACGUCCGCACUGCCUUCCCCUCGCUGCGCCUUCUCCACGCUGUCAGAGGGUACUGGCUGACCAACAAUGUCCACAUCAAGCGUCCGACCACGGGGCUCCUCAUGUACACGCUGGCCACCCGCUUCUGUGAGGAGAUCCACCUUUACGGCUUCUGGCCCUUCCCACUCGACCCGCAGGGCAAACCGGUCAAAUACCACUACUACGAUACUCUAAAGUACGAGUACACGUCCAGCUCCAGCCCUCACACCAUGCCUUUGGAGUUCAGGACCCUGAGCGCGUUGCACAGACUGGGGGCACUUCGGCUCCACACCGGAGCCUGCGCUGCGGAGAGGAGACCGCAGAAGGAGCUCAAAAGCAAAUAGCUUAAAAUGAGCAUCUCCAUGGAAACCACUUUGAGACUGUGGACGAACAUUUUUCUUGUUAACGUACUUUUAUGAAACUUGAAUUAACUUAUUUUCAGUAAUUGGAAUGAACUUUUUCUAUUUCAGGCUCUUGUAGUGACUUCUUUAACUGGCGUGUUUUACCUUUAAUGAGAUUUCUAUGGCAACCUUUAAAAUAACGAGACCCUUUUUCUGCUCUUCAUGAAGGUCCUGUCAUGUCCAUCUGUCGGCCCCUUUGUUUUCUUAAAGAGACCAUUUUAAAAGUCCGUCCGGGUUUCUAGUACAGUUGUAAGUUACAAAUGAAGGUUUCAGAACACCUAUUUGUGUUUUCAAAAUUGGUCAUUAGACGCCACAAAUUAAUAUUCCCAGUUUAUGAUGUGAUAGGGCUCCAUUAAAUGUGUUUUGUUAUUUACCCAGCGCGUCAACAUCACAAAGAGCUGCUGAAUUAACGGCCCCUGUGAGUCACUAUAUGGGCCACAAGAUGGAAGCACUUAAUAAUCAGAGAGGAUGUUGAUGAGAGGAAAAAGAUGUCGGUCAACUGUUUAAACUUUUGUUUUUAUUUUUUUAGUGUGAUAAACCAACACGUGAAAACACAUUUUCCUCUGAUAGAGAACAUUUUAAACUUUUGUACCUUCUUAUAAAGAACCGUCAUUGGUGUUCACAGUCCAACAUUUCAAAAGUCCACCCACCCAGAGCUGCCAUGUGAUAACAUCAGGUUACCUUGAGAGCCAAAUAACGAAACGGAAGCACGUUGAAUUGUAUUCAGCUUCUGUGAGGAUAAAGAGGGAGUGUACCAGCUGCUCACAUAAGAAUGUUUACACAGACUUAGCCCGCGGUAAACUCACUUCUGUAAACUCAAAGAACACCAGCCCUGUCUCUGCACUGGAAAUCUAAGUAUUGAGGUCAGACUGUAGUGGUGUAGUAGUAAGAGGAGCUUAUUUUAAAUGAAUGUAUUGGUGAUACUCUUACAAAGGUUGUAAGAAAUGAGCCCCAUAAUGUGCUUUAAAUAAAUUCCUGGUCACAGUUAGCAACAGCUUCAGUGCACUGAGAGGAGGACGAGCUGAUAACUUAUAUGCCUUCAUUCAUUUUAAUAACAUGAGUUAUACCUAUUUAGUGUGUUUGGGUAAACCAAUAUAGGUUGGUACAGAUAUUUUUAGAUAUUGAUUGACGUUGCCAGUAUUUUGUGCCUGUAAUCUAUAAAUUUGACCAUUUAAAUGUGGACCAUUCACAUGCCCAGAAAGAAAGGGUUAUUCUUCACAGCAGUGGUUCCCAACUGGUGGAUCACGGUCCUAAAGUGGGUCGCGGGUCCAUUCUAGAUUGACUGCAAGUGAUUUGUGAACGUGUCAAGCAUGUAAAAAAUACACUUUAUUUUUAAGUAUAGUGAAUUUCCAGUGCAUAGCUUUUAUUUUGAAGUGUCAUCUCCUGCUGUAGAGUUAUUGACUAAUAGACAGCUACUUGACAGAGACAGCAAAAUAGCUCGACCAAACGUUAGUAUGACGCUGAAUAUAUUAAACAGUGUGGACCUUAAACUAAAGGCUCAAGAGAAAUCUGGACCUCGUGGCUGGACCAGUUGGGAACCACUGUUUUACAGGAUGGGAAAUAUAGAAAAAGUGUUUCAAUAGUUUAAUUUACUUCUGAAACCCAGAUAUGAAUAAACAUGAAAAAAAAACCAAGUAAAUUUGAUGGAGAUUUAAUAAAGGAACAGUGUGUAAGAUUAAAGGGGAUUUAGUGGCAUCUGGUGGUGAGGAUUGCACAUUACAAUCAGCUGAAACUUCUCCCGGUUAGAAAUCCUAAAGUGUUCAUUGUUCAGGAGGUUUUUAUUACGAGCCGAAUUAUCCGCAGAGAUCCCAUCCUCUCCAAACCAAACUGACCACGAUUAAAACCGGUAAAAACACUGAAUAAAGCAGUUUCACAUUAUAAAUCAGUGAUUCUCUGAUGCUGUUUGGUUUAUCACAGAUGGGCCGUGAGCCCAGCGCCUCCAUCUGUGAGCUCACCUUUUUUCUCUGAUAACUUAAGAGCCAGACAUUCAGGAGGUUUUUUACCAGGAUCCAAAUUAUCUGCAGGGGUCUCUUUCUCUCCAUAACAAAUAAACUGUGUGACUAAAACCAGUAAAAUCACUGAAUACUGAAGUUUCUUGUCAAAAAAAAAUCAGUGUCUUUGCAACACUGUUCGUCACAGUGGGGCUGCCAAAUACAGUGGCUGAUGUGAAAACCCAAAUGGCCCUAUCAAGAGCCAGUGUAUGGUUUCUCCAUUAUGGGCUACUGUAGAAACAUGGCAGUGCAACACAGCAAUAUCUGUGCAUGAGGAUCAGCUCCCUAUGUAGAUAUAAAUGGCUCAUCCUGAGGAAACGAAUUCGAUCACCUCAUACAGUUGCGUAGUGGCCACUCUCUGGUUCCCCACUGGUUAACACAUUUAGCUCUGUCAGCACUGUUGCUGUUGUUUGCAGUAAUUAUGAAGUUAGCUCUGUUAGCUGUUAGCCUCUGGCUCAGCUGAAAACUGUGUCCAGACUAUUCAUAGUCUCUGAAUUUCUAAAUAAAGGGUGCUCCUUAAUCACCAUACAGACAGACAGCAAGCCCUUUUGCCCUUUUAACAUUUCAGGUAAUUAUACUAAAGAAAACAUACUUAUUAUGUUAUAUUCCAUUUGCAUCAAUAUAUCCCCUGAAAUCCUACACGCUGUACCUUCAAGUAAUUGUGGUAAAGGAAGAAACUUAAAUUCUGUGUUCAUUUAAGGGUAAUAUCAGACAGAUUUGACAAACUCAGUUGGGUUUUAUACAAAAAUCAGUUGAAGUCUUGAAGUUCAGCAUUUGCUAUGAGGUGUCUUGAUACUGGGCUUUCUGCCAAACGCUUUGGGUAUUUUUGUGCAACAAAAAUGCCUCCUUUAAUAAAUAUUAAGAGAAGUAUUCAAAUUAUUCCAAGCGCUCCGCUUCAAAAACAAGAGGCCUCUCAUGCGCUUCCAGCCAUGUGAUUUAUCCAAAAUAGUGUUGUUUUGACAGGAUGCGCCUGUUGACUUGCAUGAUGGCCAACGCCGCCAGUUAAGUUAAGAAUAGACAUGAAAGUUGUACCAGAGACGUGAGCAGUCUGAAGCAAUGAAAGGUUUAUUUGUGAGAGCUUGUCUGAGCUCGGCAUAAAUAGAAACGUUCUGUAACCAACACAAUUAAGUUAAUUAACCCAGAAUCUGGAAUUUGUCAUAGUUACUAGAGAUGUGGAGUCUGAGCGGAAAAACUGAGGGGACUGUGCUGUAUAGUUUUACCUUCCUUUCUGUCAUGUAUACUGUAUGUUAACAUCUGUUAGAUGUUAAAAUUUUGCAUGUUUGGUCUUGUCUUAAACAACACGAGUAUAUUUGAUUUUUUUUUUUUUUUAACCUUUGGAAAUACUCAGUACGACUCAAGGACAGAUAAAUUGUGCAGUUAUGACAAAGUGAAUGUAUUUUUCUGUGUCACAAAACACAAAAGAUCAGACUGGGGAAAAAAAUAACACUUCAAGCCUCUCCCUUAAAAUGAUUUAACACUUCAAAGGAAGCAAUUUUAUUUCAGCAGUGUUUCAAAGAAAUGGAAACUGGGAAAACAAGAUGUGGGCACACACGGGGACUUGUUUUCAGUAAACUUUCAAAACAGUUUGUUUAAAUGAGGGAUUAGGGAAAUUAGCUACAGUCUUCAAAUAGCUACCACAAUGACUUUGAUUCAUUUUACAACAGGAACUGUCUGUAGCAGAUGAUUCAGUCCUAAUAAAAAGUCCAGAAUUAGCAUCUUUAGAUGAGCAGGGUUUUUCCACAAUUUCAUGCACAACUAAAGACAAAAUGAGAGAUGCUGCCAGCAUGGGAAAGGAUAACUGUACACGGGUGACACACUUGCCUGAGACAAACUUAGCAGAGGCACAAAAAUGGAUCUGCUGUGAAAGACUCUAAUAAAACAUGACACAAUACUGAAAUCAAGUGGUCACACAGUCUGAUGGAAAAACACAGGGAACAGCCUGCAGUCUGCUCGAGGACAUCAUAUCAAAAAUAUGGGUGAUUCACAUGAUUCCAUUCAAACACACUCCAUAUUGCUUGUAUAUCUAACAGUGACAGUAAACGUAUCCUGCCUACUCUGAAUGUUUCCAACAAAGAAAAAUACAGAAUGUUCUUUUCUCCUGGAGAGAAAAUGUUGAACAAGUUGGGCACAUUGCAGUCUCUUCUGUUAACUAGGGAUGGAGGUCAUUCAGAAGCAGCUGCAGCUGUAGGCCAUGGUGCACUAUCAAAUAACAGUUUGGAUUAAAACAGAAGGUCACCUACAACAACAACCACCCACACACACACACAUUUGCUGCAGAAACCUAAUCUAGGGGCACUCUGCAAUGUUGUUAGUUUACUGUAAUUACAUUUAGGGUGCUGGCAGAGACGAGGAAGGUUUGUUAACUCCUCUGUUAUUUCUGUCGUGUACUUUACAUCAGGAUUUUGGUUGAUUAUUGUGUAGUUGGGAUUUGAAUUAAAGAUAUAACGGAUUUAACAAA